GUUGUAGGUUAGACACUAGUUACGUCGAGCUCAUGUCUCGCAGCACCGUCAACCCCCGCAAUGCCCUCGACAGCCCACGCCGCCGUCUCCCAUACCCCCAAUCCCGAUGACGACGAGACUUCCGCGCCGCCGCCGGCCGUCAAUUCUUGCACCACGGUGGCCGAGCUCCAAUUCGCGCUCGCGUACCUAAACGCUCAGGAACACCUCGUCGCCUCCCGCCUGCAGAAACUCCUCGCUACGCAAUCGGAGCUGACGCAUUCGAUCUCGCGGCUGGACCUGAUCCGCGCGCACCUGGGCACGCAGGUCGUCGCCGCGCGGUCAUUGUCGAAUACUAUCCUCUCCACCGCGGCGACAACCGCGAACCGUGUCUCCUCCGCCGUGAAGCGGCUCGAUACUGAGCAGUCGCGUGUGAAGGCUACGCUCGAGGUCGUCGAUCAGAUCUCGGAGCUGAAGGCUUGUGUGCUGGGCGUUACCGGGUCCAUGGGCGCGCCCCAGGAUUGGGAGACCGCCGCGAGCUACCUCCACCGUGCUAGUAAGAUCCCGAGGGAAAUCGCGGCUGGGGAGUUCGCCGAGGAGAUGGUCGCUAGUGCUGAGGUGCCGGAUCCCCCUGCGGUCACUCUGGAGAAUGCCGCUGAGUCCUUGUGCGGACUGUUCUUGAGGGAGUUUGAGAAGGCGGCGGCGAAUGCGGAUGGGGAGAAGGUUACUAGGUUCUUUAAGCUGUUUCCGCUCAUUGGGAAGGCCAGUGUGGGGCUCGAUGUCUAUGGGAAGUAUGUUUGUGGAGGGGUGUCGACACGGGCGAGGGCGGCACUCGCAAAUAAGCCGGAGGAUACAGUGGGGGACUUCUUCUAUGCGACAGCAAUGACGAGACUCUUUGAGCACAUCGCGACUAUCGUAGAGCAGCACGGUACUCUCGUGGACAGACAUUAUGGCCCAGGGAAGAUGGUGAAAGUGAUUGAGCGGCUGCAGGUAGAGGCGGACACACAAGGUGGCAUCAUCAUCGACACGUUCAUGGACGAAAGGGGAAUGGAUAGGAAGCUUACCGAUAUCAAAUCCUACGCCUUCUCGUUCCUAGUGCAGUCGUUUCUCCCGGGCCCGCGGGCUGCGCUCGGUGGGGCGUCGAGGUCGAACUCACCUGCACCUGGCGGAAUAGCGGCACCGGAUAACGAGGAUGAGGGGGUGGAUGUCAAAGAAGUUGACAUUCUCCUGACAGAAAUCGGCGUGAUGCUUGGACGGUGGUCACUAUACUGCCGCUUCCUCGCCAGGAAGUGUCAGACCCAACUGGAGCCAUUGGAUGGAGGACAGCCAGGCCUCCUAUCUCUCCCGGCCGUGAUUGCGAACUCUAACCUCUCCCAAAAAGUACAGGACCGACUUGUCAGUUCGUUCAACAUAAUGACCACGUUCUUCUGUCGCCGCUCCGUCGAAAAAGCCUUCCAGCUGGACGAAGCACCCACCGACCUUUCCCUCUCCCUCGCCUCUCCACCCUCCACCUCCUCAAACGCACCCUACAUAACCUCCGCGGUCGACGACGUGAUGUACAUCGUCAACAAGCUCCUCCAACGCUCCAUCGAGACCUCACAGCGGGCGCUCGUAGCCAGCGUGAUCUCCACGGUCGGUCGAGUCCUCGGCUCCGACUUCGUAGGGAUGAUCCAACGGAAGAUGCGGGACGAGAGCUACCCGCGGUCCACAUCCUCGAACACGCCGCCGUCCGACGAAAAAGUCCUCAGCUUCCUCGUGCUAAUCAACAACCUGGACACGGCGUCCGAGUACCUGCACCGGAUAAUCGACGGCUUCGGCGACGACCUGCGCGACCUCUUCCCCUUCGAGAGCGAGGCGGACUCGGUCCGCGAGGCGCUAAGGAACAUGGCCGUCAGCUUCGAGGCCAAGACCGGCGAGCUGAUCAACGACGGGAUCAUGGUCGUUUUCAACCAGGUGGUGAAGCCGCGGCUUCGCCCGCUGCUGGCGGAUGCGUUUAGAGACGUCGAUUACGUAGUCUCCGACGAGGAGGCGGCAGCAGCAGACGACGGAAUGAUGAUGAUGGAUGGCGACGAGUCUGCGGACAACGCCGAGCUCGUCAAGCGAAGGUUCAGGGAGGGCUGGGAGGCACUCAUGACGCCGCUGAAACGUAUCCUCACCGAUAAGGCGUACACGCGCCUCCUCGCCACGACGGCAAAUUACUUCUCGAAGCUCCUGGAGAAGCGUAUCUGGGGGUAUUCUGGGCGGAUCAAUGAGCUGGGGGCUAUCAGGCUCGAGAGGGAUAUUGCGGGGAUAGUUGGCGUUGUGGUUAGAGGCGGGCGCUACGGCGUCAGGGAUACGUUUGUGCGCUGCUCUCAGAUCUGCUUGGUCGUUAAUAUGGAGGAGGACGAGGUCGGCGGGAUACUGCGGAAGGGCGAGAUGGACGAUAGUGGCGUUGAGUGGAGGCUUGAGGUCGACGAGAGGGCAAGGGCGCGGGAGAUGGUUGUUAGAGGGAGAUAGGAUAGGGCUUGUAGUUGGCAUGGAUAUCCAAUAGAGCGAGCGG
Tricharina praecox is the source of this 2515-nucleotide messenger RNA. Its product is annotated as COG4 transport protein-domain-containing protein. The record is from RefSeq and is a predicted model, not a curated record. NCBI's taxonomy places the organism in Eukaryota, Fungi, Ascomycota, Pezizomycetes, Pezizales, Pyronemataceae. Bases 61 to 2472 code for a protein of 803 amino acids. The transcript has 3 exons.